Mytilus trossulus (common blue mussel) is the source of this 5702-nucleotide messenger RNA. RefSeq lists its product as uncharacterized. Lineage: Eukaryota; Metazoa; Mollusca; Bivalvia; Mytilida; Mytilidae. The record is from RefSeq and is a predicted model, not a curated record. Gene Ontology annotation, biological process: neuron projection development. Gene Ontology annotation, cellular component: plasma membrane. The transcript has 7 exons. Bases 1172 to 2005 code for a protein of 277 amino acids.
AAUCAGAACGACGCCACGAGUAUACUAUCUUAUGAUCAAUGCCUCUUUCCUAUGUACUCGAAAAGUGUGUUGUAUCGUUCACUUUGUAAACGAGGAGGCAUAUAGUAAAAGAAUUCCAUCGUGAAUUGACUCGUGUCUGAUGAAAGUGAGGAAAUCUAAAAACAAAGAAAUCCACUCAAAAUUAAGUGCAAUAGGAAACUGACAAAUGACUUUAGUAUGCUCAUUAUCUACUUCGACUAACUACCAAAAGGAAACUAGAAAGGCCUAGUUCACGAAGUAAAAUACUUAUUACGUGUAAUUAGACUUAAUGUCGACAGGGUCUAUUGUGUGUGAGAUUGUGUGACCUUUUGUUAUGCAGAAAUAGAUUUAAUUUGAUCCAUAUAUGCAGUUAUAAAAAGACUAUAAGUUACAAGGUACAAUAUACAACGGAGGAAGGAAGUCUGAUUGUCGGACAGCAGUAGAGAAAUAGCGACAGUCUGGAAUUUCCAAGUGAUCAUUAAAUAUUCACAAUUUGCAAAGAAAUCCAAUAUUUCAAGCGACUGCCAUGUUCUGAUUGGAUAUUGGAAUUUUGUGUAUAUUUGGUAGAGAUCUGAUGUAUCGUUCUUGUUAUAUAUCAAUGAGAUUUAUGUAGUAGCAAAUACGAUUUAAAACCACCUAUAUAUACAUCAUCAAUUACUAUAUUAUAAAACUCCAUUGAGACUAAUUCAGCUUAAAGUGAACCAUUAUUAAGUAAGCAGAACAUUGAAAGAUCAAUCGUUCCGGCGACAUAGUUCAUCGCAUCAAUCGAGCGUUUGGAAUAUCCCGGCAACUGAAGGUUUGCAAAAUAGCAGUCCGACUAAUUACUCACGUGAGACGACAAUUUGCUUAAAUGCAAAUGUCAAACGUCCUUACUUAUUAAUAGAUGUAAAGUUAAAUACAUGUUAGAGGAUUUUAUCACAUUAUAUGUUCGUAAUAUUGAGGGAUUUUAACGUGUUGUUUACAUGAGAUGGUUUUACUUAUUAUUACAAGGCGUAAUCAUUAUUCCUCAUAGAAACACAACUGUACCUAAUGUGAAGCACAUAUGGCUUAGAAAAAUAUCGUAGGAAAUAACUUUUUCUCAUCAUAGUGCAAAGUGGUAGACCAUAUGUGAAUUCAAAUAAAAAGUAUAUGAGGAUAGUUCCCGGUAAUUUAUAUGAUGGAAAGUCCAUGGGAAUCGCAAAGGGCCGAGGCUGAAAACGGAGAACUUUUGUCUGUUGAAGAGUCGGACCAUGAAGGAGAAAGACUGGUUCACAAGCAACCAGUGGAGAUUGUGAAAAUUCAUGAAGCUCGGAAUGAAAGUUUUGGUAACCGAAUGUUACACUGCCUGUCUCAGGUUCCAUGUGCCUCCCUGAUAGCGUGGAUCAUCCUCCUGGUGGGACUUGGGGGUCUUACUGGAGGACUGUUGAUUGGAAUACAGAAAACACGUGAUCUAGUCGACUCCGAACAAUUCCUAUGGUUUUUAGAAUAUACAGUAGCCGGUGUAGUAGCCGGAAUGUUUGUAUUCGGGACAUUGCUGCUGUGUAUUGGUCACAUUUCUACAGAUCCAACUAGUCGUCACAUUUUCCAUACUACAAAAAGAAAUCUCUGUGCUCAAGGACUGAAUAUCACGAUGCUGAUAUUUAGCUAUAUGUUUGGUAUUGCAUGGGUUCUCAUGACUGCCAUUUUUGGAGUCCCACUUUACCUUCUCAUAAACAUUCUGAUCAUUGACGUUAAGGAAAUAAAUCUAGUCAAUUACGGUUUGCAUGAUAAAUCUUUUGCUGGAAGUGAUUUUGAGAACUUUCGAAUGGAGGCGGAUCGGUUAUUGGUCAUCUACAUCACCAUCUUUGUAUCAUCCAUUUUGAUCACUGUUAGCAUGAUUCACUUUUUGAUCGUCAUUAGUUCUAAUUUGACACAUCUUAAGGAUACACGACUUGCCACCUUGAAUGCCUACGCCGAUCAUACAGAGAUGCAGAAUUCCAAGCACUCCGUGGUUGAUACGACAAUGUGACGUUACGUUACCAUGGAAGGAACGUUUCUCUAAUAUCCAGUCUUUUAUUACGGCAUUGGGAUAGUUCGAUGGAUGUGCUCUGGUUGAGGCCACAUGCUUUUUUCUACAAUGUGAAAAAGUGUUUCAUGCUCAAUGAGCAUUACUAUAUUUAUAGGAAACGGUUAUACAGAUGUCUUUAGAAUUUGAAAUACCAAAAAAAAAAACAAGAUAUUUGCAACAAGCAUGUGACCUAAGCUCCCGAUUACAUCCUCGAAACAUUUAUUUCAGAAUUUUCAAGAAAUAUAUUUAAGGAGUCGUUAUAAGAAACUAUAUGUUGAUAUACGCGAUGACAAUGUAUCUUUGAAUUUAUAUAUACUAGAAAGUAGAAAUGAACACUUAUUUACCUGUCAUAUUACCAUAUAACAAGAUAAGUAUGUGAGUAAAGAAAGACAACUCCUAUUGGCUAUUAGUGAUCUUUUAUUUUAUUCGCAAUCAACCAAACCAAAAUUGAACAAACAACCAUAUGCCUGUGUCAAGGACUGGAUCAUUUCCAUAUGAUCUUUAACGUUCCCUUUCAUGUAAAGAAAACUUGCAGCUUAGUGUGCUUAAUAGUAUUCUGUUUUCUUUGCCAUUGUCAGGACACAUUAUAGGCAUAUGUUGUGGUUCUUUUUAAGUGCAAUAUUAGAAAAAUUCUCAUAUUGUCAUUUUCGAAAUUAAUGUUGGCUAGGGGUUAAGAUUUAAUGAAUAAACUACUAAAGUUGAGAAGAAUUUACUAGUAUAGGAAAGUUUCAGCUUUGAUGAACAUCAGAUUUAGAAAUUUUAUCGAAAUUGAAUAAUUGGGAAUUAUUAGGGAAAAACAAUAUCGAGUUCGUUAUGUUUAACAUCUGAACGUACGAAAUAGUUUAAAGUUAAGUCAACAGCCGACUUUCGAAUGAUUAUGCAAAGGUUUCGAAUUUGACAAAAUGUUGUAGUGUAACAAAUUAGGUAAAGAGUUGCUUCUGAUUGUAAUAGGUAUUGUAUUUUAUAGUCUUUUUAAAGAACUCUUUAUGAAGUUACUUUGUAAUUUGAAUCUCAUGUACACAAAUCUUUUUUUUUAGCUUUUCAUUAACUUUGGUCUGUACCUUUUUCCUUGUAUUAUAUUAUGCAAUUUAAACAUAGAUAGUUGUAUGUUUUGAGAUUUCUUAUUGAUAAAUACAUUUUACAACAUUAUGUUAGGAAUAUAUGUAUACUUCACUUCAUUUCAAUGGUCAUAUCUUCAUGUAGUAUGUUUCUAUUUGGAUUCAGUUUUUUCAGUUAAUGAACUAAAUUGUAGAAAUACAAAAUGUUGAAUGUCAUUUAUGUCCCACUUAACACCAUUUUGGCAGUUAAUCAAAUGCUGUUGUUAUAUACAUCUACAACAGUCUUUUUGACUGAAGUAUAAUGAAUCGGACGUAGAAAAUGUUAUGAAUAAUGUUUAUAAAUAAUAAUUGACAUAAACACAUGACAUUUUAAGAUAUAUAUAUUGACUUUUUCUUGUUUUAUUUUGUUAUCAAAUAGGCAGCUAAAUUUACAAGACUACUCUUUACAUCUGUAAUAAGGUUCAUGAAACAAAUAUUUUCUUGUACAAUUCUUAAAAUAUAUUUUGUUGCAAUUUGAUUAAACGUUGCAUUUGAAAAUAUCAACAAAAUAUUGACAUAUACGGGCGUCAGCAAAUAAAGGCAACAGUAGUAUAUCGUUGUUCAAAACUCAUAAAUCCAUGGACAAAAAACAAAAUUGCACACAAAACGAAGUUGGAAGUAUCAUAUUGCCAAGAACUGAUUAAAUUUUUUUUUUUCAACUUUUGAUUUUACAGCUGUAAAGAAGUCUUUCGUGAAUUCCCGAGUGUAAAUUUUCAGGACACAAAUUUGUCUCUUUCCAAUUAAAUGUUAUCUAUGUAGUUCAAUUGCCUAGCACAUGUACAUAUAUCUGUGUUUGUGUGUGUGCUUUAAGUGUGUAUGCAUUGUGAAACAAUGUACAUUGCCUUUAUAUGUUACAAAACUUGUGUAAACAUUUACAGAAUUUUUAACUUUAUGAAUUGAUAUUUUAUUUUGAAAAAGAAUGAAGUGAUAAUAGCUGUUAAAUUGUUGUCUUUAAAAAGGGUAAUGUUAACGUUUUCUGUUGUAGAAGUAUUUAAACAAGUUACAUCAGGAAAAAAACAGUUAUGCCCCUUUGGGUAAUUUCUUUGUAAGAAAAUGGCAGUUGUUUAAGUUUAAUCUAUUAUGAUUAAUAUUCAGGAAAAUUUCAAUUUUGAAUUUAAGUGUUAUGUUCAUACCCAGUACUUGUUAGAUUUGUUGGAUAAGGUAUAACUAUUUGUUUUCAACUUGUUAUCUAAAAAUAGAUAAAGGGGAUUUUGAUUAUAGAUAUCAUAAUACUACACUGUACUAUGUGAUAAUUUAUACAAAGAAAAAUUAGAUAAACAGAAAUAAAGGUAAGAAUAAAUUUCAGUUAAUUCAAAGCUCAAAUGAGAAAAAUGUUUUUUUUUAUAAUAAUUAAUAUCAAACUCUUACUAAAAUACGCAUUCUAAACGUAAAUGGAAUUACAGAGAAAAUUUUAACAUCGUUAAUUCAAUUCAAAAUCUACUACUUAAAGUAGGAACUAUAAAGUCCUUCAAAGAUAAUUAAGUAAUCUCUUAUUCAUAUUACAAGACUACAUGCAAAUUGUGACUGACCAAAGUAAAAUUGAUUUGAUAGAACCCUCGCUACACAUGGAGGUGGAUUCAUGCAAUGAAAGUUUGCUUCUAUUGGAAGUGAAUAUGAUUACUGAUUAAACAUGAACCAAUUUGUAGGCUCAACAAUGUUUAUAAUUUUUUGAAUAUGGGUAUAUAUGUCUGUUAAAUUUACGUCGUUCUAACCUUGUUAAAGUUCUAAGUGCCAGUCGUUUAUGUUUUAACUCUUAAUCCUGAAUUAAUUUAAUGCAUAAAUAUUAAUUGUUGUUUGAUAUUGUAGUAUUGUUAAAGUACAAUUGUUAUUUAUUUAAAAUGGGUAGAUUUGAGAGAUUGAAAUGGACAAAUGGUUCAGUUUGACAAUUAUGUACUACUGAUAGAGUUGGAAGAUAAAUAGAUAGGUCAUUGAAAAUUAUGACAAAUCAUUCAAUGAAGCAAUAUCCAUCACAUAUACAUGUACCAUUACAAUGUUGUAAUUCAGUAGUGAAAUACACAGCAGUUACUCCUCUUUAAAACAACCACAGGUUCAGACAUAAUAAAAUACAACACGACUAUUCACAUCGUGUGUACAAGUUCAUAGCUAAUAUUCUAAAGACUUGAAUUACCAAUAUUUCCACCAAUGAUACAAGAUGAACACGCCAGUAUAUAGUUCACAAUCAACAACUAUGUUGGAACAGAAAUAGGAAUCAUUAGGUUACAAACCCUACCUUUAAAUCAUGGUACAACAUUAUUACAUCAAAAUCAUUGCGACUUCAAAUAUUAGAAUGGAAAAUCAUACAAAUAGAUAAUCAACACUUUAUAGUCAGGAUAAAAACACUGAUAAAACAUUACUUCAUGUACGACCAUAUAUUCAAGACAAAUCGCAAUUAUCACAAGGAAAACAGACUCAUUAUUAUCUUUCAUCAUUUGCUCAUUUUAGUUUUAUUUUAUUAUAAUAAUUAUAGUUAGAUUAAGACAUUUUGGUCUUUUCUCUAUUUUCAUAGACUUGAGAUUAAUAGAUUUAUUUAUGUAUGGUAAAUAAAGUGUUCAAUGUCUAAA